CGGGCUAGCAGGCUAGGGCGUUGCUAGCGGCACACUGUGGCAUUUUACCCCCUGCCUUUCCUCAACUUAUAUCCUGACACAAAUGACGCCGAACGUUGGAGUGAAACGUGUGUGAGUGUGCCUGGAUGUUUUUAGCACCUAUUUGGACUCCGUUUUUGUUGGAAUAGUUGGUUUGGAGAGACUGCGCGUUACUUUCUGCCCCGUUAGCUUUGGCUACAUGAGCUAGCUAGCUUUUGGUUUUCCAUCCACGGGCUGUGGAAACAUGGAGUCAAAGAGCGUCUGGCGGUGCUAAAAGACUUUAUUUGGAUUUUUGCCCCCUCCACCACCCUUCACGGAGACGUUUUCGAAGAGCGCAGAGGUAGAGGGAAAAAGCCACUCGAUAUUUUAAUGCAGUGUGUCGUUUUUCCACUCGUUGCUUAGUUUGCAGUCGAAACAAGCAAACACACGACGCAAAGUUUUUUUUCAUCUGUUUUGUUAGCUGGAAGCUAGCGAGAUUGGACGUCGUUCCCUUGAGGAUUCUCUUACAAGCAAGCUUUAUUGCCGUCUAUGUUUUAUUUCAACGCUAGCUGCUGUUUUUGCUUUUAAAAUAACACCCUCGCUCAACGUCAUUCCUCCAAGAGAGAAUCGGGCAGACUGCACACGAGGGCACUGGAGGAAUUUGCCGCAUCUCCCAGGGACGCCUAGUCACCAUUCAACCCGAGCUGGGGUGCAGGCCGGCGGACUACAAAACGUUGGAUUACCGCACGGGGAACUGGGAUGUGAAUUCAAGGGCAUGCAACUUGCAGCAGCAGUGUUGGGAAGGAUUAUCAUCUCCCCCACAGGCCCUGAUUCAUUUUUAAGGUCUGCACCAUUGGAGCCCUAGCUGCUGCUGCUGCUGCCCCCCACCCCCAAACAUAAGAUUGAGGAUAUUAUCUUUACUCUUAUUUAUUUUCCCUUUUUUUUUCAACGACGCUCCAUCAAGUCGCCUCAUCACACUCUGGAAAAUGUUAAUCGGAUAUAAAUCGCUGCAAAUCUAGAACCGGAAGCCCAAUGAGUGACACACAGUGCAGCUUCACUGACAGGUUUCCCAAGAAAGCAAACAGAACCAGCAGCAUUCUCAGCAAAGACCACCCCCCGGACAAGAAGCCUAAAAGUGACAAAGCCUCACUUCCCUCCAAUGAGUUCGACCCGACAGCAGACGCUCUGGUGGUGCAGAAGAGUGGCAGCAGCAGUGUGCUAGCAGAGGGGAAGCCUGAGUCCUGUGGUCUGGUCCAGCGAUGUGUAAUCAUCCAGAAAGAUGAAAAUGGCUUCGGGCUCACAGUCAGCGGUGACAACCCCGUGUUUGUGCAGCUUGUCAAAGAAGAUGGGGCUGCAAUGCGGGCAGGCGUUCAGACAGGAGACAGGAUCAUCAAGGUUAAUGGAACCCUUGUUACGCAAUCAAACCACAUUGAAGUGGUGAAGCUUAUAAAGUCCGGCUCCUAUGUGGCCCUCACAGUACUGGGUCGCCCUCCGGGGCUCGCCCAGAUCCCUCUGUCUGAAGCCGAGUCUGAAAUGCUGGGCGUUAGCAUUUCCUCCCCAAACUCUCCAGCAACAGAGCGCCCAUACAGUCCUCAUGACCGGCUCGCCUCCACACAACCUCAAUGGGCAAUGAAGGAGGAGUACAGCAGAAACCCCUCCCCCAAACUACUGAAAGACAACCAGGAUUCUAAGAAACACAUUCCACAGCUGCAGGGUCAGCUCUUCAAACCCACUGGCGCAACGCAGGAGGCUGCUCCAGGUGGCGAUGCAGAUGAUGGUAGCAUGUUUGAGACUGAGGACACUCCUCCCUCGGUGGGAGACCAAAGUGCUGAUAUGUCUUGGAGCAGCACCCCUAUACCUUCUGGAUUUGGACUCGGGUCCCCAGUGAGUUUAUGCCAGAAGGAGUCGUCCUGCCCUAGCCCAAAGAGCACACCCAGGAACAGCUUCAACUCCUGCCACUCCCCGGAGACGGAGGAUGCCACCGAUCUGGACCCUGUGUCUCCCGCUACAUCCAUUAGUCCUUCCUCUCGCCUUGUCUCGCACAUCAUCGGAGCUGAGGAUGAUUAUUUUGAUUCUGACCAGGAGCAGACAAAUGGCCAGUGUAACCGCUUCACCAGCAUUGAGCAGCUCAAGUCUCGGCCCGCCCACCUUGCAGCCUUUCUGCAUCACGUCAUAUCUCAAUUUGAUCCGGCCCCCGUGCUUUGCUACCUCUAUGCCGACUUCUACAAGCAGACCAACUCCAAAGAGACCAGACGCGUGUUCCUGGACUUCCAUACCUUCUUUAUUGAUCGGGGAGCACAUUUGAAGGUGGCCGUCCCUGAUUCCAUCUCCACGGACCUUGAUCGGCGGCGGACCGAAUUGAUCCCGGAGGAAAUAAACAGACAACAUGUUCAAACACUGCAGGACUCUUUGCUUCCAGACAUCCAGAAGAACUUGGAGGAUUUCAGGCAGAAGCGCAGUAUGGGCCUAACUGUCGCUGAAGGCGAGCUGGGCAGACUGGACCAAGAAGGUGUGAGAGAUCGCGUCACCCUGGAGCGUGAACGCUCAUAUGCUGAAAACAUCAUUACCAAGAUCGAAGACAUUCUGGUUACUGCCCAGACCACAGAAGAAGAGAAGUGCACUACCAUGCAGUAUGUCAUCUAUACAUACAUGAAGCACCUUGGUGUGAGGGUCAAGGAACCUCGCAGUCUGGAGUCAAAACGGGUCCGCAUCAACUUCCUUCCGAAGAUUAAGAAAAGCAUCAAAACAGACAAGGAAGGAGAAGAGAAGGUAAAGAAGCCCAGGUUUCCCAGUAUCCUUGGACCUCAACGGAGACCAAGCCGCAUUGAAGCAGCAUCAGUGGGCAAAGCCUUGGACAGCCGUCCCAGGCCUCAGAAACAGUUGUCUCAACCUAGUUUGGGGGCCAGCGAGCACACGGAUGGGGGUCGUUUAAGGGGCAGCCAAUCCAGCGAGGGCUCUGAGCUCACACACUCCACAUUUGUCACCAACUCAUCCACAAACAGCAGCACCUACAACUCUGAUGUUGGCCGAGAAAUUGAUCCAGGUGGGACUCCAACGUCAGGCUCCUCAAGGCUGAGCGACGGUCUUCAAUCAGACCCCCUCGAUGGGUUGCCAUACCCUGCAUCGCACUUUGACCUUUACAACAUGGACCAACUACAAGAGGAUGACAGAGAAAGUGACAGAACCCACGAGGGAACGCCAAAGGCCAUCAGAAGGCUGGAGGGAUUGGGCGCUGCCGACGUCCAAAGCGAGGACGACCAGGGAACAGACUCGGAGCAUGAUCCCCUCAACUGGCAGCAGCUGGUGGGACGUGAGGUUCUGGCAGGUCUCAGGCCUCACGAAAUCAAGAGACAGGAGGUUAUCAAUGAGCUAUUUUACACUGAGCGUGCACAUGUGCGGAUGCUGGGAGUUUUAGAUCAGGUCUUCUACCAAAAGCUCUCGAAGGAGGGCAUCCUGCCCCCUGCUGACCUCAAGAACAUCUUCACCAACCUGGAAGAGAUUCUACAAUUGCAUGUUUCCAUUCUGGAGCAAAUGGCAGCCGUUCGGAAGAGAAAUGAGUCUUCAGUAAUUGAUCAGAUAGGAGAUGACUUGCUCUCCUGGUUCAGCGGCGGGGAGGAGGAGAAGAUCAAGCAGGCCGUGGGGACUUUCUGCAGCAAUCAGCCGUUUGCUCUGGAGAUCAUCAAGACCAAGCAGAAGAAAGACUCGCGCUUCAUUUCCUUCAUCCAGGAGGCGCAGAGCAACCGCUUGUGCCGACGGCUCCAGCUGAAGGACAUCAUUCCCGUGGAGAUGCUGAGGUUCACCAAAUACCCGCUGCUGCUGGACAACAUCUCCAAGUACACAGACGAUGCAGUGGAGAAGGACAAAGUGAAGCAGGCAGCAGACUGCUGUAGAAAGAUCCUCAAUCAUGUAAACCAGGCAGUCAAGGAGUCGGAAGACAAGCAGAGGCUGGAGGACUAUCAAAGAAGACUGGACCUGUCCUCCCUGAAGCAAACGGACAACCCAAUGAUCCAAGAGCUCAAGAACCUGGAUCUGACCAAGAAAACCAUGGUGCACGAGGGCCCGCUGUCAUGGAAAGUCAACAAGGACAAGACAAUUGAGCUCUACACUCUCCUGCUGGAGGACAUCCUGGUUCUCCUCCAGAAACAAGAUGAGCGUCUCAUCCUCAAGUGCCACAGCAAGAACUUAUCGGGUACCGCAGACACCAAGCACAUCUUCAGCCCCAUCAUAAAGCUUAACACUGUGCUGGUGCGCUCGGUGGCUACAGACAACAAGUCCUUCUUUGUGCUGUCCAUGUCUGAAAACGGCGCACAAAUCUACGAGCUGAUGGCUUCCACAGUGUCGGAUCAGAGAACGUGGCAGAAUCUAAUCACACAGAGAGCCGAUGCCAUGAAAGUUAAACCACACAGUGUCAUUCCUUUACCGCAGACUGACAGGGAGCGAGAUGGAGUGGAGAUCAUCACAGCUGGCGUCUCUCGGCUCAGUAAAGACUCAGACCGUACAUCUACUGGCAGCACUCAGUCCACAGAUAAAGAGGGUAGUCCAAGUACGAGGGGCGUGACGCCGAGCCCUCUCCCAGCUAGUAAUAACCCCUUUGAGGUGGUAAAGGCGGGCGGGGAGGAGGAGGAGGAGGAAGGCUUUGUGGACCCGGAGCUGCCAUACCAAGGGACUGAAGAUGGCGGAAGAGACUCCUUUAAUGUGUUUCCCUCCAGAGCGGACGAAGCACUGAAAACAUUGUCGUCAUUAAAGCAGGUGUUGGUGACGCAGCUCAUGUCGCAGGAGGCUGCCGAGCGGACUAAGCGCUCCACCGGGGCCCGCCUCCUCCGGACCACCUCUCUGAGGACCCCCCAAAGGGGUCCUGAGGUCCACAACGGCUCGGAGAGGAACACUUCCCAAACCGAGGACCCCACCCAGGACUUGGGCUCCGGGGACACUGGCUUCUUUGAGUCCACCGAAGACUAUGCAGGAUAUUUAGUCCUGGAAGGAUACGGCGGCCCGGGGGAGAGCAGCACCGACGACGACAUCCUGGCGUCGCCCGCGGGGAAGCAGCUGAGUGCGUCGCAACGCUGCGCUGCCGACUCCGGCAUCAACCUGAGGUUCUCCGCUGCAUCGCACGCCGGCAGCCUGUCGUCUUUUAGCAGACAAGUCCUGUCUCACCUGAGAAACCUUCAGGCCAACCUCAAUCAUCUGAAGGAGGUGGAAGCCAAGUAUAAUAAUCUUCUCCAUCAGAGGGCAGCCACGCACUCGGAUGGAAACAAAGAUAAGAGAUAGUGGACGUCUCUGCUGCACCUUUUGGCUUUGGGGGAAGCUCCUGUUUUCUGCGUGUCCUGGACUUUGUGGACCUUCUAUAAGCUUGUCCUCUCUACUGCUGAGACCACCCAACCACGCCUGCCCCCUCUCAUCAUGGCAGUCUUCAACACAGAGAGCAAAGACUUGAAAGGGGCGGAGUCGAUGUUUCCUCCCCAUCAGCACAAGGCAAUCAAAAAAAAGCAUCUAACAUCCCCUGCAAGCAAGAAAGAGAACUUAUACCAAAAUGUACAAAGAUAUGUGGCUUUAUAUACGGUCUAUAUAUAUACAUACAUAAAUGUCUAUGUAUAUAUAUAUAUAUAUUUAGAUAUAUGAAACACAGUGCAAGAAAAGGAAAAUUUUAAGAUAAUGUAUUAAGAUUUUUUUUAUCCCAAGAUGUAUUUAUUUUCCUUGUUUAAUUUUUUUUAUUUUGAAAAAAAAGUGUUUCCUGCGUUGCUUGCAUGCUCUUCUUCUUCAGCCACACAGGCUUGGUGUGAGUGUUGAGUGCUAGCAAGGCUCACCUUCAUCCUGCUGUACAGAACCCCCCCCUUUUAAAGGUUUAAAAAAAACACCCUCCGUGUUGCGUUCAAAGUGCAGGAGUUGGCAUCACUUCUCUGUGUGGCGUUGAACUAGAAUGAAGAGUCCCUGGAGGGGCUCGGAUCUGGUCCUGUUGCCAAGGCCUGCUUAUUUAUCCCCCAUCCCCGUCUUCCUUCAAGAUCCUAACUGCCUGCUAGUCUCCUCUAACCCUGUCGUGAAGUUCAACAUGUACUGUACCAUGAUCAUGUUGGAAGGUUAUGCAUAACUUUAAUAAAUAAAUGGUGCCAUGACCCGUUCGAAAAGGAAACCAUCUCGAGAUUACCAUCCACAUC
Doryrhamphus excisus (bluestripe pipefish) is the source of this 6149-nucleotide messenger RNA. RefSeq names its product Rho guanine nucleotide exchange factor (GEF) 12a (gene arhgef12a). Gene Ontology annotation, cellular component: cytoplasm. Gene Ontology annotation, molecular function: guanyl-nucleotide exchange factor activity; G protein-coupled receptor binding. Gene Ontology annotation, biological process: G protein-coupled receptor signaling pathway. Lineage: Eukaryota; Metazoa; Chordata; Actinopteri; Syngnathiformes; Syngnathidae. The record is from RefSeq and is a predicted model, not a curated record.